Cuscuta europaea is the source of this 1889-nucleotide messenger RNA. Lineage: Eukaryota; Viridiplantae; Streptophyta; Magnoliopsida; Solanales; Convolvulaceae. The record is from the annotation of a GenBank genome assembly.
UGUUCAUCUUAGUAUUAUUAAAUCAAACUAAAAACCUCUCUUGUUACUAUUUAUAUAAAAGAAAAGUAUUCUUUUCCCUGUGGAUACGAACCUUAUUUCACUAUACUUCGUCUUAGUAUUGUAUUGUAAUUAUUUUGAAUACACCUCACGAUACACGAUAAAGUGUGUCACCGUGCAUCUCAAGCUAGUUUAUUCUAAAAAUUGAAGAUUAAUUCAAAAAGUUACUCCGUGGUAAAAAAUUGUCAUGUGACAAGUUGGAGGGGUGGGGUAGAAGAAAGUCUCACACUCGAUAAGAUAUUAAGAUGUGAUCCCCGAAACAGCACGUGGAAAUCGCAAAUGGAGGAAUUCUGGAAAGUCAUUACUCUCUCCUGCUCCUCGCCUUUCCCCCCACCCCCAGCGGGGACCGUCGGCCCCAACGGCUUCGAAGAAUUUCUACCUCUCUCCACGGAGUACGGCGGCGGGGCCAGUAAUUGUCCCCCGGCGACUGGCCUGUUUGUGACAAGUAACGCCCCCCGGUUUGUGUCGUCCGAUGCCGUCAACUCUGCAAUUCCUCCUCCCAGUCGGCUUCAUCCCGUCACAAGAAAGCGAGGAGCGGGGAGCGACGCCGACCACCGCUAAGAACAACGCUUGAUUAAGAAUAGAGAGUCUGCUGAACGUUCUCGUGCCAAAAAACAGGUACGUACGUACGCGUACUAGCCCUGCAGCCUUAAUUAGCUUGUUGAGAUGAUUGAGUACAAAAAUAAAUCCUUCUUUUUUCCUAAUUUUAACUGAAUAUUGGAUUGGAUGUAGUUCACCCAUUCUGGAAGUGGUAUGCAACAUUUUUCUAGAAAAAAUUACUAUAAUGUAGUAUUACAUAUUUGUUCUGAAGUCAUAUUCACGGGAACUAUAACUUCCUCGCAGCUGUGGUGAGUUUUGAUCAUUCGUCAUUUAUACAACAAUUGAACUACUCUCUCUACGCAUAUAUGUAUAUAUAGUUUGGGUAGUUUGUAGCUGGAUCCAAUUCAAGCUAGCUUUAAUAUGAAUGAAUGAAUGAAUGAAUGGGGUGGGGUGUACCUGCGUGCGCACGUACAGGCUUACAGAGAGGAGCUGGAGAUAAAGGUAGCGCAUCUGAAGAAAGAGAAUGCGGAGCUCAAAAGACAGGAGAAGCUGAAUGUGGUUGGGGUUGCCGCCGUUGUGCCGCCCCAAAAGAAGAAGCUUUGCAGAAGUUUGACACUUUGACAGCAGCGUCCGGGCCGGCCUGGCCAUAUUUGGGUGCCGGUUUUGUUUUUUGCCACCAUCUUUUUUCGCAAGGUAUAUAUGGCGGGGCGGGGCGGGGCGGGGCGGGUUUGGAAGAAAGCGUACUACGUACUGUAGUCUGUAGGUGUAGGCAGGUCGAUGGAUAACUAUUGAUUGUGAAUUCAACCCAACCCAUUAGGCAGGCAGGUAGGUAGGUGUACUAACUGAUGAGUAUAAGUUGGAAUUAUAUCCGUCCAUUUGAUUUACUGUAUCUCACUUUCUCUGUACCAGCAAUCAUCCAUCAUGCACCCAAAUCUAUGCAAGCUGUGCAUUGGUUUGGUGGGUGCCUCAAUGGGUCACUACUCUCUUUCCUUUACCUCAAAACGUACUCCGCACUCGCCAUUCAAUUAUUACUACCUCCUUUGAAACACCGAGAGGUUGUAAGUCACGGUUGUAGACUUUAUACUCAUGUCCAUCAGAGGUCCAAAUCAAUUCUUCUGUUGCAACCUUCACACGGCUGUUGUGCGAUUCGAUCCUUGAUCAUUCUUCUGACUUUCUCACCACUCAAUCAAUUGACCUACCUGUACGGGUACAUUGGUUAAAUUAUUGAUACAUUAUACCUAGUACUCGCUAUAUCUUUUACAAAUAAAAUUAAACAAAAAAUAUUUGACUAA